Molecule: messenger RNA, 1631 nt
Organism: Helicoverpa zea (corn earworm)
Lineage: Eukaryota; Metazoa; Arthropoda; Insecta; Lepidoptera; Noctuidae
Product: katanin p60 ATPase-containing subunit A-like 2
Exons: 8
Coding region: 1-1365 (454 amino acids)
Molecular function (GO): ATP hydrolysis activity; ATP binding; protein binding
Source: RefSeq, a predicted model, not a curated record
AUGGCUGGAAUCACAAGACCUAUGAGUCAGAUGAGGAAACUUGAAACCAAAGAGGCACUAUUCCGAGCCAGGAAGCGUAUCCUCAAGGUCUUGGUGCUGGGCUACUUGAAGCAGGAGGGCUUCUUCCACACAGCCGACACGUUCGCGUCGGAGGCAGCGCUUACUGGGGAGUAUGAAGUCUGCGAUAAUAUUGAUCUGGAUAUUAUAUUGCAGGAUUACUGCAGCUACUACCUGAUCCGUUUCAACAAACAACCCCAGUUCUGCCGCAAGGUGGAGGAACGAGCCCCCCGCCGCCCUCAGACCAGGAAGACGAGGGAACGUACUGAACCUGUGGUCAGCGAGGAGUUCGUUAAAGAUGAAGUGGAUCUGCCAUCUAGUUUCACUGUUACUAAGUUAUUGAAGGACGAACAAACCAUCCACACCAUACCACCAAUAGACAGAAAGCCUCUAGCUGGUUUCCUGAGCCACGCGAGUCAUGACAAGAAGCAGCUAGUUGAGUUAUUGUACCAGGACAUCAUCAGACCUACGGGGGUGACGUGGGACGAUGUGAAGGGGCUGGCUUCGGCUAAGAGCUUGCUUAUGGAGUCUGUUGUUUAUCCUGUGAGAUAUCCAGAAGUGUUCACGGGUCUCCUAGAACCCUGGCGAGGCGUGCUGUUACACGGGCCACCUGGCACCGGCAAGACGAUGCUGGCCCGAGCUGUGGCUGGUGAGAGCUGCUGCACUUUCUUCAACGUAUCCUGCAGCACUAUUGUCAAUAAGUGGAGAGGGGAGACUGAGAAGAUUAUUAAGGUCCUCUUCGAAAUGGCGUCCUACUACGCUCCUUCCAUAAUCUUCAUGGACGAGAUAGAGACCCUAGCAUCAGACCGCUCUUCCCCCGGCGAACACGAAGCGUCACGCCGUCUGAAGGCGCAACUCCUUACUGAGAUUGACGGCAUCGGGGGACGGGACGGGAUUAUAUUUCUUCUGGCCAACUCUAAUUUGCCUUGGGAAAUAGACCCAGCAAUGUUACGAAGACUCGAAAAGAGGAUCUACAUUCCUCUCCCCGAAUUCAAAACCCGUGAGGAGUUGUUCCAAACGUACCUGAACGCGAAGAACAUAGAACUGUUCCCUAAAGUGGACUUCAAGGAGCUGGCCAGCAAGACUGAGGGGUACUCCUGCAGCGACAUUAAGUUGGUCUGCAAGGAGGCCCUCAUGUCCACUGUGAGGAAAUUGCUGCCGAACUUGAGUGUGAAAGGUCACGCAGCCAAUCGAAAGGAUAGACUAGAUCUAGCAGAAAUUCUCACAGCCAUAGAGAAGACCAAGCCAGUUUCAAAGAAUCUUACUAAGCGUCACGUGGAAUGGCAGAAUGAAAUGGGCUGUUGUUAGUCUGAAAUAACGUCAUAAUUAAGGGUCCCUAUUUAUUUAUUUAUCUAGAUUUUAAAUCAUGAAUUUGUUGAGUCGCAUGUAACUUUUUAACAGCUUUUUUGGCUCUCAAGACAGAAUUAUUUUAUAACAGGAGGUAAGUAAUGACAUAGCUCUUCACUUUGAACUAAUAUGUGCUAAAUACAAACUUUUAGGUAUUAAUAUUGAUAGUUGCUAUUGUAAGAUGUUUGUUUGUGUGUCGGUUUUGACAAAUAAAGAUUUCUUGUUCA